Molecule: messenger RNA, 2867 nt
Organism: Ricinus communis (castor bean)
Lineage: Eukaryota; Viridiplantae; Streptophyta; Magnoliopsida; Malpighiales; Euphorbiaceae
Product: exocyst complex component SEC15B
Exons: 2
Coding region: 148-2565 (805 amino acids)
Biological process (GO): Golgi to plasma membrane transport; intracellular protein transport; exocytosis
Cellular component (GO): membrane; exocyst
Source: RefSeq, a predicted model, not a curated record
UUUAAUAGCCCGUUGUCCAAAUUAGUCAAACCCGACCUCCAAACUUUUCCCCAUCUUCUCUACUGUGUCCAAAUAACCGCUCUAACACAAAUCCACCACCUGAAUCACUCCCAUAUCCCUCCAAAUAUAAACCGUCACCGUUCCGUUAUGUACACCACAAAGCUCCGCCGGAAAGUAGCUCCGGCGGCAAACGGAGACAUCGACAGCAACUCCGCCGAAAAACAAGACCAGCUUCUCCUCUCCGCCGCCAUCUGCAACGGGGAAGACCUCGGCCCAUUCAUCCGCAAAGCCUUCGCUUCGGGAAAACCAGAAAUGUUACUUCACAGCCUCCGUCACUUUGCUCGCUCAAAAGAGUCAGAAAUCGAAGAAGUAUGCAAGGCACACUAUCAAGACUUCAUCUUAGCUGUCGAUGACCUCCGAUCUUUACUCUCCGACGUCGAUUCACUUAAAUCUGCACUCUCCGACUCGAACACCAGACUUCAAUCUGUUGGUGGACCUUUAUUAACCGCUCUUGACUCUUAUAUCGAGGCACAAACCGUUUCUCGUAAUGUAAACUUAGCUUUGGCUUUAAUAAUUUCAUGUACUAAACUGAUGGAGCUCUGUUCGCGAUCCAAUUAUCAUUUAUCUAAUAAUAAUUUUUACAUGGCGUUGAAAUGUGUAGACACGAUUGAGAGUGAGUAUUUAGAUAAAACGCCAUCAUCUACAUUGAAAAGAAUGAUGGAGAAAAAGAUACCAGAGAUUAGAUCGCAUAUAGAGAGGAAAGUGAAUAAAGAGUUUGGUGAUUGGCUUGUCGAGAUCCGUGUAGUUAGUCGUAAUUUAGGUCAAUUAGCAAUUGGUCAAGCAUCCGCUGCUAGGCAACGAGAAGAGGAUUUGAGAAUUAAACAGAGACAAGCUGAAGAGCAAAGCCGUCUUAGUUUAAGAGACUGUGUUUAUGCUUUGCAAGAUGAAGAUGAUGAGGAUGGUUUUAGUAUUGGAGAUGAUGGUAAAGAUGGUUAUAGUAAUAAUGGAUUGUUAGGAUUUGAUUUGACUCCUUUAUAUAGGGCUUAUCAUAUCCAUCAGACUUUAGGUCUUGAAGAUAGGUUUAAGCAGUAUUAUUUCGAGAACAGGAAGCUUCAAUUGACCUCUGAUUUUCAGGUCUCGUCCAUGACUCCUUUUCUUGAAUCUCAUCAAACAUUUUUUGCACAAAUUGCUGGCUUUUUUAUUGUUGAAGAUCGUAUUUUGAGGACUGGAGGGAGUUUGAUUUCGAGGAUGGAUGUUGAGAAUUUAUGGGAGACUGCUGUUAGUAAGAUGUGUUCUGUUUUAGAAGACCAGUUUUCACGGAUGCAAACUGCAAAUCAUCUUUUGCUUAUAAAGGAUUAUGUGAGUUUGUUAGGUGUCACUUUAAGGAGAUAUGGUUAUCCUGUUGAUGCUUUAUUAGAUGUUUUGAGCAAGCAUAGGGAUAAGUAUCAUGAGUUGUUGUUGUCUGAUUGUCGUAAGCAGAUUGCUGAGGCUCUUGCUGCUGAUAAGUUUGAGCAAAUGUUGAUGAAGAAAGAGUAUGAAUAUUCAAUGAAUGUGCUUUCUUUUCAAUUGCAGACAUCGGAUAUUGUACCUGCAUUUCCUUUUGUUGCACCAUUUUCUUCCACAGUGCCAGAUUGUUGUCGAAUUGUGCGGUCCUUUAUUGAAGAUUCUGUCAGUUUUAUGUCUUAUGGUGGACAGCUUGAUUUCUUUGAUGUUGUUAAGAAAUAUUUGGACCGACUUUUAGGUGAGGUUUUGGAUGAAGCUUUGUUGAAGCUUACAAAUACAUCUGUCCAUGGGGUUUCCCAAGCUAUGCAGGCUGCUGCAAAUAUGGCUGUGAUGGAACGUGCUUGCGAUUUCUUCUUCCGUCAUGCUGCACAGCUCUCUGGCAUUCCGUUGAGAAUGGCAGAGAGGGGUAGGAGGCAGUUUCCACUAAACAAAGCUCGUGAUGCAGCGGAAGAGAUGCUGUCUGGUUUGCUUAAACAGAAGGUUGAUGGUUUCAUGACAUUGAUUGAGAAUGUGAACUGGAUGGCUGAUGAACCCAUUCAGAGUGGAAAUGAAUAUGUGAAUGAAGUCAUAAUAUAUUUGGAAACUCUGGUUUCAACUGCUCAACAGAUAUUGCCAGCUCAUGUUCUUAAAAAGGUUAUACAAGAUGUUCUUUCUCACAUAUCAGAGACGAUUGUUGGGGCAUUAUAUGGGGACUCUGUCAAGAGGUUUAAUAUAAAUGCUAUCAUGGGGGUUGAUGUAGAUAUACGGUUGCUGGAAUCUUUUGCUGAUAAUCAAGCUUCUUUGUUCUCUGAGGGAGACGCAAAUCAGUUGAAAUCAUCACUAGCUGAGGCAAGGCAACUGAUUAAUUUGCUUUUGAGCAGUCACCCUGAUAACUUUUUGAACCCUGUAAUUAGGGAGAGGAGCUACAAUAAAUUGGAUUAUAGGAAAGUAGUGACUGUAUCAGAAAAGUUGAGGGAUCAGUCAGAUAGACUAUUUGGAACAUUUGGGAGCAGGGGAGCUAGGCAGAACCCAAAGAAGAAAUCUUUGGAUGCAUUAAUUAAAAGGCUUAAGGAUGUGAGCUGAUCCAAUUUCGAGCUGCAGGAUUGGUUGAGAUGGGAAGCUUGAUUCAUUGUUGGAAUGAAGUUAGCAAUAACGGGAAAUAAAAUUUCCCAAUGAAACGUGGAGGAUGGCCAGACGUGCUUUAUAUGGGAGUCCAGGCUGAAAUGACGAUGACAUGAUUUUAAAAUACUUGCUUUGAUUGAAGAAGUAAGGCCUAUUUCAACUUUGUUAAUGCUCUAUGUUAAAGGAAGCCUUGUGUUCACAAUAUACUUUGAUUGCCAUUGUAUGGAUGAUUUUUAGCUGCCAUAUACAUCUCUAUCUUGUGA